AUGGCUGCACGAAGAGCGCUGUUUUUCUCCGAGGGUUCUACAGUUGAGCGUCCUCAGUGGCUUGAUUGUUUACUGAAGGGGGAUUUCUUCUCUUCUUGCACGCGACACGUGUCGCUGAAGAAGAACGAAAUGAAUUUGUUCUGUCUGGACUGCAUGGAGGAGCUUUGCCAGCAUUGCAUGCCAAGCCACCAAUCUCAUAAAAUGCUCCAGGUACGUCCGUUGUACUGCCGCAUUUGCAUAUUUCACGGGGAAUUCAAGCGGAUUGCCAAAUUUGAGGAGGUCUUGGGUCAAAUGGAUUACAUCGAGUCCAAUCGACCUUACCACAAACAAACCGACUCAAAGAAUUCCUUUUUCUCCUUUGUCCAGAUUCGAAGAUACGUGUAUCACGACGUUGUUCGGCUUCAAGACAUCACGAAGCUCGUGGACUGUAGCGGAGUCCAGGCCUACAUUGUCAAUGGCUCAAAAGUGGUGUUCUUGAACCAGAGGCCUCAGCCUCGUCCGACCAAGACGACUAAUUCAUGCCUGACCUGCGCUCGAAUGCUUCAAGACGAAUUCAGUUACUGCUGUUUGGGUUGCAAGGUACGUCUUUGA
Closterium sp. Yama58-4 is the source of this 591-nucleotide messenger RNA. The record is from the annotation of a GenBank genome assembly. Lineage: Eukaryota; Viridiplantae; Streptophyta; Zygnematophyceae; Desmidiales; Closteriaceae.